Messenger RNA from Aspergillus aculeatus ATCC 16872, 1756 nucleotides. RefSeq lists its product as uncharacterized. NCBI's taxonomy places the organism in Eukaryota, Fungi, Ascomycota, Eurotiomycetes, Eurotiales, Aspergillaceae. The record is from RefSeq and is a predicted model, not a curated record. The coding region runs from base 272 to 1327 and encodes 351 amino acids. The transcript has a single exon.
CUUAAACUACCGGCAGUUGUUGGCCCGGUCCUCCGUUCACUCCACGGGCGGUUUCUCUCUUUUGCCCCCCUUGGACAACAUUUACGCUCCAUUGACUGCAUCUCCAAUCCAGAGAAUAUCACACUACAAUCGCAUACUCGUUUUCAAUUCCAACGAUACGCGGGCAGGCCGCCCUGCCUGCCACUGCCACACCACAGCCUGCCACUCCUCUCGCUCAACCCACCCUUUAAAGCCCCCCCAAUUCCACCCACCUCCCCCCGGAAGAGCCACAAUGAUGUCCUCAUCAUUCGCCCCGAGUCUCACCCGCCGCGACACCAAAUCCAGCAUCCAUGACGGCGGCAGCAGCAUCGGGCUCGGGCACAACGGCAGCACGGCGGGGACGCUCCCGCCGCCCCUGACGAGCACGAACGGGUCGUACGGUCCGCAGAGCGCGGCGGCGGUCUACCAGCACAUCCACGAUAUGGCGGCGAAGCGUAUCUCGACACUGGGGUACCUGCGGAAGGCGCACGAGGGGCGGAUCUACUGGUUCAACACGGUGCACUUCUCGCGGGCGGACAUCAGCCGGCUGGCCUACUUCGAGUCCCGCAAGCUGUCGCGGCGGGCGAUCAACUUCCUGCUGCUGGGGCUCUCGCUGCCCCCGAUCCUGGACGUCAGCACGACGCCCGUCGAGUUCCUGCGCGCCCUCAACGCCCUCCUCCUCGAGUUCGAGGCCUUCCAGCAGGUGCACCCGCCCGACGGCCCGCCCUCCUCCACCGCCUCCGCCCUCGCCCGCGCCCGCAUCCCCCAGAUGUUCAAGCGCGCCGCCCACGCCUCCGGCGCCUACUCCUCCAAGGCCCGCCGCGCCAGCUCUGCCACCGAGAUCGGCCUCCCCAUGCAGUCCUCCGACCCCUCCGACCUGAAAGCAAUGGCCGGCGGCGUCUCCUCGUCCGGCGCUUCCGCUUCGGCCCACCACCACCACGCCGCCGCCGCCUCCUCUGCAUCCUCCGCUUCCAUGGGUUUCCCGCACACCGAGGCCUCCGAACUCCUCCCCGGCGAGGAAUACACCUACCUCCUGACCCCCCUGCUCCCGUUUGAGCCGGAUUACUUCGAGACCUUCGUCACGCUGUGCGACGUCCUGAUCGAUUGCUACACCCGCUUGGUCUCGUUGGUCUACACGCCCAGUAUCUGCACGGUGGCCAUGGGCGAGAUGUUCUCCAAGGCCGAUGCGAAGAUCCGCAAGAUCAUGGUCGCGGGGAUUGUGCGCGAGUUCGAGGAUUCCAGUCGCACGCAGGCCAAGACGGAGAUUGCCGGCGUGAGUCGCGUGGUUUUGGGCGGGUUGAUGGGGUAGCUAACACCUUGGUGUGUUUGUUUUUCCCCCUGGUGGUGGUGGUGCUGCUGCGGCGGCGCUCCCCCCUCGUCUCUUUUGUUUUUGAAUUGUUUCUGCUUGUUCAUAUGACAAAUUGUGGAGCUGCGGUUCCCCGCCCCCCUCGUCGGGUUAUGGGAGUAUAUAGGAGUCUUUUUCUUUCUUUCUACUUUUUCUGUCCAUUCUUGGUCAUGGGUAUGUGUGCAUAUUACCUUCCCUUACCCUUCCCCCCCCCCCUCUAUUCUCAGACUAUCGGAAUGUUUUUAUACAAGGGAUAUGAAUGGGUUCUCCUGUCUGAUAAUGAUGAACUGUGAUAUGUCAUCUUAAUGUCUGUUUGUCCAUAGAAUGAUACCUCAUUGACAAUUCCAGGUGGUGUGCAGUGGAUGUGGAUAUCGAUGGUUGUGUUUGUUCGAG